AAAAUUUUUUUUUUUUUCCUUUCUUCAGUUUCUCCGUCAACAAAAGUUCUCUUCUCUUUCAGAUUUUCAAGGGUCCUAGAAAAUUAGAGCUUUUAUCACAUUAAUGAAAAAAGCAUCCACUAUGAUUUGCUCUGUUUCAAUACAAAAAUAACAGAGGAAAUACGAAAAGAUGCAAAAUUAACUCUCUACUUCUCUCGGUACUUAUGGACACGCAGAUUCCAAUUUCCACCCCGUUGAUUUUUGCGUUUUCUCUGCAGGAUAUGUAUUUGGAGAUCGGACUUAAUAAUAUGCAAGGGUCUGAGACAUGCCUUUGAUAAGGACUAUUCUCAUAAUGCAAUGGUAAUCUGUGUGAGAGACAUAUGCAUUUGUUUUUGAAGGAAAUGAUAUAUAAAAGAGACAAAAGAGGCCAGAUUGAUGUGGAGAAGGAUGCUAAGUGUGACCAUUGCUGGGGAAAGAUGGUUGAGAAGAAGGAAUUGUUUGCCAUCUGGGAUCAGGGUGUUAUGUACAUUGAAGACUGAUCAUGCCUAUCGUAGUUUGAAAUCUCCUUCCCUUGUUUCUCUUGAUAUUCCUGACAUAUGGGAUUCAAAUAUUGUCUGUUCUGAUUUUCACUCUUUCCAAGCUAGUUUCAACAGAAAUAUGGGUAGAAGAAUAGAUGGAUUGUUGGUUGCUAAGGAAAUUAGAUUUGGCAUAGCAACUGAAGUUAGUAGGAUGAAGGCUUCUAUUGGUGAAGUACCGGGAUUGGCUGUAAUACUGGUUGGUCAGAGAAGAGACUCUCAGGUUUAUGUUCGUAACAAAAUAGCUGCCUGUGAGGAGGUUGGAAUUAAGUUUGUACUGACUGAAUUGCCUGACAACUGUACAGCAGAUGAAAUUUUGAAUGCAUUGACUGGCUUUAAUAAGGAUUCAUCUAUUCAUGGUAUUCUUGUGCAGCUUCCUUUGCCUCGACAUUUGGACGAGGGGAGAAUUUUGGAUGCAAUAAGACUUGAGAAGGAUGUGGAUGGCGUCCACCCUCUGAACAUGGGUAAUUUAGCUAUGCAUGGGAGAGAACCCCUGUUCAUCCCAUGCACACCAAAAGGGUGUGUUGAGUUAUUGCUGAGAUCUGAUGUAGAAAUAAUGGGAAAGAGAGCUGUGGUGAUAGGGAGGAGCAAUAUUGUUGGGUUACCAGCAUCCUUGCUGUUGCAGAGAUAUCAUGCCACAGUGAGUAUCGUGCACCCCUUCACCAAGAACCCAGAAAAUAUAGCCCGUGAAGCUGAUAUUCUUGUUGCAGCUGCUGGAGUGCCCAAUGUAGUCCGUGGAAGUUGGAUAAAGCCUGGGGCAAUUGUUAUUGAUGUUGGAACAAAUCCAAUUGAAGAUCCCAGCUGUGAAAAUGGUUAUCGGCUUAUUGGAGACGUUUGCUAUGAAGAAGCUGUGAAGGUAGCUUCGGCAGUCACUCCUGUCCCUGGAGGAGUUGGCCCGAUGACAGUUGCAAUGCUUCUAUUCAACACGCUUGAAUCUGCUAGACGUGCGCUAAGCUUCAUUUAGAAUGAGCUGCGCAUGAAUCCUUGGAAAUGUUUGUUAUCACAUAUGGCCUGUUUUGGGAAUCUUUGUUCUUGUUGUAUUAUCUCAGCUUUUAAUUUUUUCUUUUCUUUUUUUUGAUUAAGCAUCUCAGCUUUAAGUUAUGAUUGAAGUUGUUUAAUAUGAUCAGAUUUGAUCAGCAAAGGGAUUAGCACGAAAGAAUAGAAGUACAAUCAAAUUUAUCCUGCUCAAAAUUUUGUAUGACAUAUAUUACCAGUAAGACUGUAAUUGGCUUCUGACAUUAAUACAAUCAAGUUUUGCUCUUGCAGCGUCC
Molecule: messenger RNA, 1825 nt
Organism: Coffea eugenioides
Lineage: Eukaryota; Viridiplantae; Streptophyta; Magnoliopsida; Gentianales; Rubiaceae
Product: bifunctional protein FolD 1, mitochondrial
Exons: 2
Coding region: 415-1518 (367 amino acids)
Biological process (GO): tetrahydrofolate interconversion
Cellular component (GO): cytosol
Molecular function (GO): methenyltetrahydrofolate cyclohydrolase activity; methylenetetrahydrofolate dehydrogenase (NADP+) activity
Source: RefSeq, a predicted model, not a curated record